Messenger RNA from Anarrhichthys ocellatus (wolf-eel), 8229 nucleotides. RefSeq names its product plexin-A1-like. Gene Ontology annotation, molecular function: semaphorin receptor activity; protein binding. Gene Ontology annotation, cellular component: plasma membrane; semaphorin receptor complex. The transcript is spliced from 3 exons. Bases 405 to 1835 code for a protein of 476 amino acids. Lineage: Eukaryota; Metazoa; Chordata; Actinopteri; Perciformes; Anarhichadidae. The record is from RefSeq and is a predicted model, not a curated record. Gene Ontology annotation, biological process: regulation of cell migration; semaphorin-plexin signaling pathway.
CAUUGCUCCGUGUGGUGAGUUUGUCGUUGUGUUUCCCUCUCGGCGUCUGGUUUCUCCACGAGUUUGGAGAGCUCGAGGCUCCAACCAAACCCAGGACUGAAACGGGCAUGAAGAGGAAAUGUAGCUCUAAUAUCCAGUUCUGUAGGGCUCCCCCAUCGUGCCUCCGUGGAUGAUGUUCCUGAUGACGGCCUGCAACGCUGAGAACAGGACAGCGGAUCAAUAGGAGUUUUGCUGCCCCUCUCUCCAUCCUUCUCUCUCUCUCUCCCUCAAACUGCCUUCCCUUAUUCCUGGACAGAGGAGUGGAAAACGACAGAAAAACCUGACUUGGGACCAGCACUUGUUCUCCUCCUCCUCCUCUUUCUCCUCCCCCAACCCCCUAAGCCUUGCCUCUAGACAGCCCAGUGAUGUGUCCCCUAGCUCGGUCAGCGGCUACCCCUGGCCAGGGGAACUUGUUUCUCCUUUUGGGGCUUUUGCUUAUCAUGAGCUCAUCCUUCUCUGGAGGUCAACCCCCUCCCUUCAAACGAUUUGUCCCCUCUGAGUCGGGGCUUACACAUCUGGCCAUCCACAACAAAACUGGAGAAGUCUAUGUGGGAGCUGUCAACUGGAUUUUCAAGGUGUCUAGCAACCUGACCAAACUGCGCAGCCACAUGACUGGCCCAGUGGUGGACAAUGAGAAGUGCUACCCUCCGCCCAGUGUCCAGUCCUGCCCUCAUGACCUGGCCCAGACCCCCAAUGUGAACAAGCUUCUCCUCAUAGACUACGCACAGAACCGCCUCAUUGCCUGUGGCAGCACUUCGCAGGGGAUCUGCCAGUUCCUUCGCCUGGAUGACCUCUUUAAGCUAGGCGAGCCCCACCACCGCAAGGAGCACUACCUCUCUAGCGUGGCAGAGUCGGGUACCAUGUCCGGGGUCAUCAUAAGCUCCGCCCAGAGUCCGACCAGCAAGCUAUUUAUAGGAACGCCCAUCGACGGCAAGUCUGAGUACUUCCCCACCUUGUCCAGCCGCAAGCUGAUGGAAAACGAAGAAAAUGCCGACAUGUUCAGCUUCGUCUAUCAGGAUGAGUUUGUCUCCUCUCAGCUGAAGAUCCCCUCUGACACUUUGUCCAAGUUCCCCGCUUUCGACAUCUAUUACGUUUACAGCUUCAGCAGCGAGCAGUUUGUCUAUUAUCUAACGAUGCAGCUGGAUACCCAAUUGACGUCCCCCGAUGCCAGCGGAGAGCAGUUCUUCACCUCCAAAAUUGUCCGCCUCUGCGUGGACGACCCCAAGUUUUACUCCUACGUUGAGUUCCCCAUUGGCUGCACUAAAGAUGGAGUAGAGUACCGCCUGGUUCAGGAUGCCUUCUUGGCUCGGCCAGGGCGGCAGCUCGCCAACUCUCUGGGGAUCUCUGAGAAUGAAGACAUCCUCUUCACGGUCUUCUCUCAGGGUCAGAAGAAUCGGGCCAAACCACCCAAAGAGUCGGCAUUGUGUCUGUUCACCCUGAGGAAGAUAAAAGAGAAGAUCAAAGAAAGAAUUCAGUCCUGCUACAAGGGAUACGGGAAGCUCUCCUUACCCUGGCUGCUCAACAAGGAGCUCGCCUGCAUCAACUCGCCGCUGCAGAUAGACGAUAACUUCUGUGGCCAGGACUUCAACCAGCCUCUGGGUGGAACCAGCACCAUCGAGGGCACCCCCCUCUUCAUCGACAAAGAUGACGGCAUGACCUCGGUGGCGGCGUACGACUACCGUGGCAACACCGUGGCUUUUGUUGGCACGCGUAAUGGCAAACUGAAGAAGGUAGGAAUGAUUUUAUUUCUCCCAUAUUUUUUUAUAUCCAGUCUUCCUUUUUUUCCAUUUAAAUGACGUGUUGGUUUGUUUUUUGUUUUGGUUGAUUUUGAGCGUGUAGUAAAGUGUAACGCAAACUUGCUUUUUUGGUGCUUAUCAUUUCUAGGAAAUUUAGCAAAAAUGGAUGCAAAGUUUUGUUUGGAAUAGCGAGUAGAUUUUCCACUAGUGAUGGUUAUUGUUCACUUAAUGAACUGUGUGCUUGCAGCUUAAUCGUUGUGCGUUUACACUGAGCACUUUGCAUGGACUUUUUUUACACCAAGAUUAAAUGCAGUCAACUCCAUUUUUCUCGCUAGUGGCCAUUUCCAACAGGGCAUUCAAGUGCCUCUUUAAAACAUGUUCGUUUAACAAGCAAUUUGAAGCAAGUCUGUGGCUACACCCCCUCAUCGAUUGUCAUGUUAGUCACGUCACACAUAAAAUGUUACUGCUGUAUCCUUACGCAUCAUACUGCCUCUAAUUUUAAGAGCUCGCCUUCAAUCAAUCCAACAGCUCUGACUGCUGAAUGGCUUUUCUGUUCUGGUCAGCUGUGUAGCGUGGAUUAAUCCAGGUGGGUAUAGAUGGAGGCUAGGACAGAGGGAUAGAGCGCUGAUGGAUGGACCAAUUCACUUUCCGUGUUCUGUUAGAGUUUGACUUUCAGUUAAACUUUCCCUUCGGAGAGCAUCUUUAGCAGUUAAUUUCUUUAGCAGUUAAUUUCAAAUUUAAUUUUUUUUUUUAUUACAUUUUGAGACUAGCGGUUUGUGUCAACAUCAGGUGCAUAUUUUGGCCACACUUCUGCAGCGGCUGCAUCCUCUUGUGGAGGAAUGAGAAAGCUCCUAAAUGACACCAUGUUAACUGUAAAUGAAACAUUAAUGUUGGGUUGAGCCUUGGUAGACAUGGUGAUUGUAUGUGAGAUGUACACUCUUACAAUGUACCAUCAUUACGAUUCUAUCUGUGCAACAUGCUAAUGUGCAGCCUGAAUAUUAGUUAUUAUGUGUCAUGUCUUUGUGUGUGCGCGUGUGUGUGUGUGUGUGUGUGUGUGUGUGUGUGUGUGUAUAUGUAUAUCCAGUCUAUGGACGACGGUUAGAUGGUACCUCAUUAGAAUUUCUCGCCGCACUGCACAAGACCUGUCAUCCAUUCAAUAUUAUGAAUGUAUAAUCAGCCCGUGUGUUUGUGUGCUUUUAAUGCCUGUUUGUGUAUGCACGCAGUGUUUGUGUGUUUGUCACUCACAGUACGCAUAAUAAUGUGUACGCCUGUGAUGGCAUGGAUUUGUGUGCGAAUAUGUGUGUUUGUAUUUAUGAGGGAGCGAGAGACAACAAACAAUACAGUGUUGACUAAGAUUCAGCGCUGUGCAUUUGUCAAAGUGACACCCAUUCACUUAGCUUGGCAGUAGUCCCCUUAUUUAUUUAGCUGUCGUCACAUGUCUCUUCUUCUGUGCUGCUGUGCACUCUGUGGAACACCUGAGAAAGCAAUGCUACGGCAGGUUGCUGAGGUGUGUUGUUUUUUACGUGUGUUUGUUAUGCAUUUGUGUGUUUAUUUAUUUGUGUGUGUGUGUGUGUGUGUGUGUGUGUGUGUGUGUGUGUAACAACGGAGCCAAAGAGCCUGCAGUUCUUUUGGCUGCCUUCUGUUUCAGACAGAAAAUCCCAAAACAACAAGAAAUCUGGUCUUGGAAAAUAUUCAAUUUGCAUAGAAGGGAACAAUAUCUAAAACAUUCUAGCAGACACACACGCACACACAUUCACACAAACUUACAGCUCUGCCAGAAAAAUAACGACAGUAAAGGGAGAAAGAGAAAAAAAAAAAAGCAAAGUAAUGAAGAGAUGAUGAGAGAUGGAAAAAUGGAAACGGAGCAACUGAAUUAGUAGCGUGUGAUAACAGAUAGUUCCUCACUGAUCCGCCAGGCAUUCGUCCUCUUCCACUCUGUGUCAUUGCUUCUAUAAGUGAUUUUAUAUGUGUGCUGCGUGUUAUCUUAUCAGUAGAAUAAGAUGUUUGAGUCAUCAGGACCCGUUUCUACCUGAGUGUGUUGUUAGCUCCUGGCAGUUUAAUGGGAGUGCACGCAGACCAUGAUGCCGUGAUGGAGCGCAUUCCUCUUCCUACACUUUCCCCUGGAGAGCACUAGCAUUGAAUGCUGUUUAUAUAGCCACGACUGAGGGUGCUGAAGGGAGAUAGGGGUAGAAACGGGGAGAAUAUUGGUAAGAUGGAUGACUGUGCUAAGAGGAGGCAGCUUUCUGGUCUGUUUUUCUGUCUUACUUUGAGAGGACGAGAGUGGAGAGGAUUGUCAGUAUUUGUCAAUUCAUCCACUCCACUCCUCCAGUGUUUGCCGGCACAAAAAAAACGAUGGGAAAACUUUUAUCAUCAUGGCUGUCUGCCAAAUGGAUCUUUUCUUCAUCAGUGUACUCAAAGAUGUUUCUUUUUUAAGCACUGUUAUUUUACCUGAAGCGUCCCUUCAUUUCUCAUUUGGCUGGACUUGAAGUGCUUUGAUAUGCUUUGUCAUCUCCACUUCUAUUUUUAACCAACUCCAAUGCUCAAGGUUGUCUGGAGCAACACGACGGUGGCACAAACAACAUGUUUAAUGCACUAAUGAAGUCCCUCUGUGCUCUGUUGGCCAUGCACACACACUCACACACACUCAGACACACGCAUACAGGGGAAAGCUUUCACUAAUGAGUGCUGGUUUGAUGGUGCAACGAUAGGAGAUACAGGGAGAGGAAGGGAGAUAGAUAUAAAGAUGGAGCAGAUAGAGAGGAGAGCAAGAGGAGGCGUAGCAGAGAAGGAAGUGAUAAAGAGAGGCGAUGUCCACUGAGGUGAUUAACUAAUUCCAGCGGUCAUCUGGAUACCACUGCGGUCAAGGACACAGCGGCGAUACUGGCAACACGCUGCACUUAAUAUUUAGGAUUAAAAGCCUUCAUUCCCUUUGACGGUUUCAUUAUUUCUGUCUGCUUGGCUCGGCCGUGUGUUGCCGUUCAUCUGUAAGCACGGCAGCUUUACAUACUGUUUUUAUAUCUCACUCACACAUCCUCCUUUUCAAGUUUCCUCGUCUAAAGAAACACCGUAACUAAGCCGCCUCUGUCUGUGUUGUAAAGCAGUCAGCAGAUGGACAUUCAACUGAAAAUUGGGUGGUUCUCUCGGCCACUUCCUGCACUUUAAGGCGCUGUUGAGCAUUGACAAUGCGAGGGCAUUCAGCAUGACCAUCACACGCUCGCGCACACAUACAUAAUCUCAAUAGGUGGGCUCACACCACCAGACAAAAGAGAGGAUCCUAGUCGAUAAUCCAAUACCUAUUGUAAGUGCUUGUUUUUCAAAACUGCACACACAUUUACACGCAAACACGCUUUAGGAUUCCUCAGCUGCGCCCUCCUCCGGGGGGGGUCGAUUUGAGCCAUCUGCCGUGUGUAUGCGGCCAGUGUGCCAGGUGGUAGGAGCCCCCAGUGCCCGCUGCGUGCCCAUUGUGGCCGCGCCAGGCUCAGGUGGUGCUGCGGUGGGAAGUUGCCGCCAUUCAUCUGACGGGGGGGCAUCGAUGAAGCAACCUCGAGGCAUCGAACAGCAUGUCGGUUUCCAACAUAUGACUUAAAUGUCUAGUGUAACAAAAGCAAAACCAUACUGUAAAAGUGAAAUAGAUUAAAAAGAAGUUCCUCAAUGCAGAAUAAAUGUCCUUCAAACAGGCAUUCGUUAAGCCGAGGGCAGCAGAGUGUAAAUGUCUCGCAACCAAAAGAUAACAUGACUGACCUCUGCACCAGUCAAAGUGUUUCUGUAAACUAAUUAGCAUUGGUUCUGCUGAGGUCUCCUUGAGCAAGAACAUGAACCCCUAUCAGCUCUGUUAUCUGUAAAGACGAGAGGAUGACGGCAUCCACCAGGCAGCUACAAUCUAAACAAUAAUAGUCACCUAAUGCUAAUCUAACAAAUCUAAUUAAAUACAUACAUCACUUUGUUUUUACAUUCACUACACUGGUCACGUGGCAUUGUAGGGGUUAAUAAAGAGUGACAGUGACGUACGUGAGUAUUGCUGUGUGGAGUCAGGGAUGUAUUCCACUGGGACCGCCGGUGUCAUCAUCAAGAGACCAUGUCACGGCCUAAUUGACUGAUGAUUGUUAUUCUACUGGUGCAUAAUGCUGCCCUGUCAAACUCCCCCUCGUGUGUGUUUCUGUGUGGUUUGCAUUUAAAUGUCUCUGUCCACCUCCCAGCCUUUAGGGGCCGGACCUCCACCCAAAAAGGCACAAAUGAACACACUGUGGAAACACACCAAUAAUAUUUGACCAGUAGAUGAAGUCAGGAAGGAGAGAAGGUGUGUGUGUGUGUGUGUGUGUGUGUGUGUGUGUGUGUGUGUGUGUGUUAUAUGGCCGAGUGACUUUAAAGGGGGGUUGUGUCAUCACUUGGCUCAGCCAGCCGCGCCACGAGUUGUAUGGGGGGCAGCGGCACAGAGGCUGGCUUUGUGCAGACGUUUGGUAGCUCUUCGGUCAUUAGUUCACACAACUGCCUGUAGUCACAAACAAAUGCAGAACGGAUGAGAAAGAGACGGAGAACGAUGAAAGGGAUCCGAUACGGUAGAGGGAAUAGAAAGUUAAGACCCGGCGCUCAAGACAAAACGGAUAAAUUACACUUUGCAUUUAACACCGAGUCUUUUCCACUUAAUUUAGCUCGGUCGCAGAGACCCAUCAGUCAUCCAAUCUUAUGAGGAUGUUCCCAAAUUAACAGCAAAAUGUAUCAUUUUCUGCAGCGGUUUACCCUCUCUCCCGACUUUCAAAUGGUGAUUUUCCGAUUACAUACAGCCCUGUUAAGCUGUGACAAGCCAAGCAUAUAGAGUAUAUCUUUCUCGCCACUAGCAUGCAACUUAGCGUGAAAUCAACUUAAUCAAAUGAAUUAGUAGCCGGCCAGCUAGCUCCACGUGCAGAGGACGAUGUUGUAUGGUGUUUGGCCUCUGCUGUCCUACCCAGAGCGACUACAGGGUGAAUGCAAGUCCGCGUGUUUUUACAUCUGUACAAGAAAACACCGCGCAUUCGUCAGGUUUUGAGAAUGAGUGUGUCUCUCCACAUAUGUGUGUGUCCUGCUGACGCGUGUGGAUAUCAAUUAUCUCUCGUCAUUACCAGCCCCAGUCUUUCUCCCAUCUGUUGGCAUGUCCUCUUGUGUGGCUACACUCAACCCGACAAAGCAAAGCGCACAUCAUCUCCCUGUGGACGCUCACACUCGGAGCCUUGGAGGGUGUCAUUGCAGAAUUUCACACGGGGAAUAUAACAUGCAUGUGUGACUUCAGGCCUCGGAUGCUGCCACCUCUGCUUUUUAUCAGUGUGAGAGAAACAGCAGUAUAGAUUGUUGGAUAUUUUAAGUUUUAAAAAAAUAUCUAAAAGGCAUCCAUAAAUCUAAUUCUCACUCAAAUAGCCAGUGUAAAACUACAAUUAUGAAUUAAUAAAAGGAAUCAUCCAUUGCUUCUUCGCGUCGCCUCUCCGCUUCUGUUCUCUCUCUCAUUUUCUCUGUUUCAUCUGCUGCUCACAUAUUCUCUUUCCACUCUGUCUGUCUGUUUCCUUCUGUGAUCAAAGAUCCCUCUCCCUGAUAAUAGUUGAGCGUGUGUGUGUGUGUGUGGAGAUGAGAUGUCGUGGUCGCUAUUUUUCUUUAAUCAUUUUCUCUCAUUAAAGAAAGGGCAGACACAGGAAAUGUACAUACAUGUUAAAGGUUUGCAUGUAAAAGUACGUGCACAACCUUGCACACACACACACACAUACUUUCACAUCUUAGAAACAGGGCUUUAGCACUUAGGUUGUAAAGGUAGACAGUAAUGAGGGGUCUUCUUAAAAUAUUUAAUGCCAUCCCAACUCCCACACAGUCUCAUUAAACCAGUGUCUCUAACUCCACCUUUAUCCUACAAUCCACCCAUGAUCCACGUUUAUACCUUACUGCCAAGCACAGGCGUCAAUAAGGGACACGAUGAAGUACCGCAAGUUGUACUUCAAUUCAAAUCUUAGUGGAUGUCUCCACUUAAACUCAGCGCCAACUAUUACCCAGUAAUUUCACCAGUGUAAAGCAAUGCAUUCAAAACUAAUCACUUCUAAAUCUCUGGGUAAGUUACAGUGGGCUCCUAUGUAGCAGUUCAGCCCGACGAUAAUCUCAGUGCUAAUGCACUUUAGCCCGGUCCAACAGCGUGUGACUGCACUGCACGGCACUCAUUCACUACCUCGGCGUUCCCAUUCUAAUUCACCACGACCAGGGGUUAAUGAGGCAAAGUGAGGAGUAGAGGAGAAGGGGGUGGGGGGAGAAAGCCGGGAGAAAAAGAGACGGGAGGAAAAGAGAGCGCGAGGGAGAUGAAUAAUAAAUGUACCAUGCUAGAAUCCAUUUUUAAGGGAAGAUUAGAAGAGUCUGGAUGCAAGCUGGGAUGCUCACAUGAUCCAAGUGAGGACCUGUUUCUAGGUCAUCUCUAUUAGACAUAUCUGGAUAGUGCAUCAAAGAACCC